AUGGCAGCCAGGGACAGGUUAUUAGAACUUUUAAACGAUAUCCAGCGCCAUGGUGAAUUUGAUGACAUCCAGGAAGAUUUCGGAACCAACGAAGACAACGGUCCGGAAAUGGCGCCAAAUGACACAGAGGAUGUAGAUAAUACUGGCAUAUCACUGAAGGAUGGGAUACUUGGUGUGGGGUUUGCUUUCCUAUUGAUGGCAGUGAUCACAGUUGGGGUGUACAUCCACAGUUUUCCCGCCAAUGUCAUCCUACCAUUUGAGGAAGUUGAACAGGUGAGUAUGAUAUGCCGACCCAGGUCAAGAGAGGAAGUGUACCAAAACAGAACAAUUUCGAAAAUCAAUGUGCAUAGAACUCUUUGCACCUUCAAUAUAUUCCAUUACGACUUAAGAAAUAGAAACAAGACAUAUUUUGCACUUGACGUAGACAUUGAUAUAGGAAAUGCAUAUGGUGUCGGCAAAGUUGGAAAGUUAUUUACGAUCAAACUAUUUCACUUAAACAAACAACGUGACACACAUCAUAAGCAACGUAACAUAUACUGGUCUGUUUCUUGGUGCUAUGAACUCUAUAGAAAAGAACUUGCCUUAUGUCUGAAUGACAUCAACUACAAGACCGAGACAACAGUGUCACAAAAGCUCAUCAGCACUGUAAGCAUGGGAGAGAAGAAACGCGUUUCGUUUCUUUUUCUAGUUGAUAACAUUCGAAAAAUUAUGGAUAUCUUUUCACCAAUAGUUCUGUGGAAGGAUAUUGUUUUUCUCGAACAUUACUACGAGCAACGCUCUCUAAGUGUCUGGAUUUCACUUGCCGAUUCAAAUAAUGAUAAAUACGUAUCAGCCAAAAUAAGAAGUGGAACCAGUGUUAAAAUAGGCGAUCUACCAAACCCAGCGAUCGUUUCAAACUACGAGAUUAUCAAAGGUGUGAUGACAUAUCCAUUCCGCAGCCUUUUUGAUUAUCUUUGGGCAACACCGAGACUUAGUCUCACUGACGAAGAAAUUCAAGGAAAGGAGAAAAUGUAUCCAUAA
Messenger RNA from Ylistrum balloti, 1020 nucleotides. RefSeq lists its product as uncharacterized. The transcript has 4 exons. The record is from RefSeq and is a predicted model, not a curated record. Lineage: Eukaryota; Metazoa; Mollusca; Bivalvia; Pectinida; Pectinidae. The coding region runs from base 1 to 1020 and encodes 339 amino acids.